AAGCUGGAGCCUCCUACCCUGCUGCUGAACCUGUGACUGCCGGCCACAUGACCCAGCAGUUCCACUCCCAGGCAUACUCUCAGGACCGACGGCGGAUACUUAAGCAAAGGCUCUUUCUCCACUGAAAUGCUGUGACCUUUGUCAUAGUGACCACGUAUGCGCGGAUCUACUCAGGGACUCUGCUUGUAGGGCUCUUACUUCGCUAUUACCACUGCAGGGGCGGAGGGCGGCUCUCCGUUCUGGACUCAGCUCACUUCGCCUCCCAGCCCUUCUCUGACACCUGUGUCCCAGCCCCGACAGACAGGAAGCGACGCUCCAGACUUUACAGAGAUGAUGAGAGCCUUGGGAUACCCUCGACAUAUUUCUAUGGAAAAUUUCCGCACACCAAAUUUUGGACUUGUGUCUGAAGUACUUCUUUGGCUUGUGAAAAGGUAUGAACCUCAGACUGAUAUCCCUUCUGAUGUUGAGACUGAACAAGACCGUGUUUUCUUCAUUAAGGCGAUUGCCCAGUUCAUGGCCACCAAGGCACAUAUAAAACUCAAUACUAAGAAGCUUUAUCAAGCAGAUGGGUAUGCAGUGAAAGAGCUCCUGAAGGUCACCUCUGUCCUUUACAAUGCUAUGAAGACCAAAGGGAUGGAGGGCUCAAGAGUGGGAGAGGAAGAUACCAGCAAAUUCAAGUUUGAUCUUGGCCCAAAGAUUGCAGAUUUGAAAGCAGCCAGGCAGCUUGCUUCUGAAAUCACCUCCAAAGGAGCGUCUCUGUAUGAUUUGCUGGGCAGGGAGGUGGAACUGAGGGAACUGAGAACAGAAGCAAUUGCCAGACCUCUGGAAAUAAACGAGACUGAAAAAGUGAUGAAAAUUGCAAUAAAAGACAUUCUGGUGCAGGUUCAGAAGACUAAAGACCUUCUCAAUAACGUGGCCUCUGAUGAAGCUAAUUUAGAAGCCAAAAUUGAAAAGAGGAAAUUAGAACUGGAAAGAAAUCGGAAGCGACUCCAGACUCUGCAGAGUGUCAGGCCAGCCUUUAUGGAUGAGUAUGAGAAGAUGGAGGAGGAAUUGCAAAAACAAUAUGACGUUUAUCUGGAGAAAUUCCGAAACCUGGCUUAUUUGGAACAACAGCUGGAGGAUCAUCACAGGAUGGAGCAGGAGAGGUUUGAGGAAGCUGAAAAUACUCUACGUCUGAUGCAGAACAAGCUAAAGGAAGAAGAAAACCGACUCCUCAAGAGUUCAGGCAAUCGUGACUCCGACAUUGACGUCCGGGAGGACGAUGACUCUGACAGCGAACUGGAAGAGAGACGGCUGUCCGAGCCGCGGAUGGCCAUGGAGGGCCUCGUGAAAGGAAGACUCAGCAAACGCAUCGUGGGCACAAUGCAGGGGGGAGACUCGGAUGACGAUGAGGACUCAGAGGACAGUGAGAUCGACAUGGAAGAUGGCGAAGAGGAGGAUGACGACUUGGAAGAUGAGAGCAUCGCUGCCUCCCCACCUAAGGCCCGCCGCGGGGUCCGGAGACCUGAGCCCCUGGAUGAGAGUGACGACGACUUCUGACCUGCUUGCUGCGGCACCCAGACAGAUUAAACCCCCAGAUUCGUAGGUAAAUGGGAAGCUGGAAGGUUAGGAGGGAAACAGGCCAGCUGGACUCGCUGCUGGAGAGGCGGUGCCUGCCUCUGCUUUAGCCUCCUGUGUUCUCCGCAGAGCUCAGACACGAACCCAAGUGGGCACCAGACAUGACUUUUUUUUGCCUUAUCUGUCUUUUGAAACUUGGGAAAUUGCAUGUGUUUUUAAUGAUUCACAUUCACAAGACUAAAACUCGGGAAGAAAUAAGGACCAACACUAUGAAGACUUGGCUAUUGUAGUUGCCAGAUGUUUCUUCCAAGAGACGGUGGGACCGAGCCAGGGCUGGGCCUGGGCACGGGCGCUCCUCUCCGGGGCCUCAAGGGGUGUCUGCCUGGGGCCGCACGUGCCGGUAGAACACUGGCUGCUCGUCAGCUUUUCAUUCUAGCCUUUAUUUCAUUUCAGAGUCUUACUUCUUUCUUCUGCAUGCUCGCAACACGUAGCUCUAAAUGUAUUUUGUGAACUAAAGCUUUCAGCUCAAGUAAGCGAAGUUAGAUGAGAAACAGCUUUCCUUCAAAGUCAACAGAGAGCUGCUUUAGAUUAUAAAUACUCCGUUUUCUCUCAGAAGGCUGAUGUUCCUCCUCAGGAAAGCAACUGAAGGAAAAAGUACCAGAACAGUUUCUUGUCUCUGACUUUAAAAAGCAGACUGGCCUCGAGGUCGGUGGGGUGGCACUGGGGGGCCCCCCUGUUGUGCGGUGGGAAGCGGCAGACAGGCCGAGCUGUGCGUUUUAGUGUGGGAGGAAGGCACAGAGCAGUCUCAUUGAUUUUUCAAUUAUAAAAUCAGAAGACUUGUGAAGUUACUUACCUCUUAAAAAGGCAUUUAAUACCAUAUUUUUAUAUCAUUAAAUAAGUUUUAUUUCAAAAUACAA
Manis pentadactyla (Chinese pangolin) is the source of this 2474-nucleotide messenger RNA. RefSeq names its product clusterin associated protein 1 (gene IFT38). The transcript is spliced from 12 exons. NCBI's taxonomy places the organism in Eukaryota, Metazoa, Chordata, Mammalia, Pholidota, Manidae. Bases 331 to 1539 code for a protein of 402 amino acids. The record is from RefSeq and is a predicted model, not a curated record. Gene Ontology annotation, cellular component: centrosome; cilium; intraciliary transport particle B. Gene Ontology annotation, biological process: cilium assembly.